Dibothriocephalus latus is the source of this 249-nucleotide messenger RNA. Lineage: Eukaryota; Metazoa; Platyhelminthes; Cestoda; Diphyllobothriidea; Diphyllobothriidae. The record is from the annotation of a GenBank genome assembly.
GCAACACGCCUCGAGUUGACCGGUCUCUGUCUGCUGCUGUGUGAUCGCUGUCGACGUCUGGCGGGCUAUCCGGUCGCGGAGACCUUUGUCGAGGCCUCGGCCACUUGCAUAACCGGUGGCUCACCGACGGGUCCUCCUCCUGUCAUUGUUGAUGUGGAGAUGGCGGCUGUCGUCAGUACGGAUACUGCUGCUUCUGCUUCCGCUACGGCUCCUGGAGAUUCUCCUCUCGGCGCCAUGUCGGAUGCCUCG